GUUCGGGUGUUCACCUUCUCGGUCGGUCAGCACAAUUAUGACGUCACCCCCCUGCAGUGGAUGGCGUGUGCUAAUAAAGGUUACUAUUUUGAAAUCCCGUCUAUCGGAGCCAUUCGGAUAAACACUCAGGAAUAUCUCGAUGUUCUCGGACGUCCGAUGGUUCUCGCCGGGAAUGAGGCCAAGCAGGUUCAGUGGACCAACGUUUAUCAAGACGCCUUGGGACUGGGCUUGGUGGUGACGGGAACACUCCCGGUGUUUAAUCUGACGACAGACGACUCCGGGAAUCCGGGAAAGGUGAGACGUCAUUGUAUCUUUCAUGGACUUUAUCUCGUAUGUACAAGGACAGGAAACGGGGGAGAGAGAAGCAGAAGAUGGAGCUUGGGUGCCAAUGGAUACAUGUUUGCCAUCGACCUGAACGGAUAUGUUCUGCUCCACCCAAACCUGAAGCCGCAGGUCAUCAGCUUCCAGGAGCCGGUGACUCUGGACUUCCUGGACGCCGAGUUGGAGGAUGAGAAUAAGGAGGAGAUCCGACGGAGGAUGAUUGACGGGUUGGAGGGACAUCAGCACAUCCGGACCCUGGUGAAGUCGUUGGAUGAGAGAUACAUUGAUGAAGCUGAUCGGACGUACACAUACGCACCAAUUCACAGUACAAAUUACAGCCUGGGUCUGGUUUUACCUCUGUACAGCUCCUAUUACCUGCGUGCUAAUCUCAGUGAUCAGAUCCUCCAGGUGCAGUAUCCAAACAAGAAAACUAAGGAUUUUGAGUCUUUGAUGCCCAACACGUUUGAGUCUGAGGGCCGGGUGUUCAUUGCUCCGAGGUAUGGUGACAGUUUCCUGCUACACAACCUCAUCCUGGACACGGGAAUAACACGGGAUUUGGCCGACCGUGUUUGGAGGGACAAAGAUCUUCUCACUUACGGGCUUCUGGCGGUGUACGCGGCGACGGAUGGCGGCAUCACCCGAGUUUUCCCCAACAAAGCUGCUGAUGACUGGUUGGAGGACAUGGAGCCUCACAAUGCCACCUUCUACCGAAGAAGUCUCGACAACAAGGGCUACAUCUUCCGAGCACCCUACAGAGAACCUGGCUAUCGGCCCUCCGAUCUGGAGAAUAUUACGGUGGGAAUUCUGGUCAGCACAGCCGUAGACCUGGAGACGGACGGCAGGAGACUUAAACCAGCUGUUGUCGGAGUGAAGCUGGACCUGGAAGCCUGGGUGGAAAAGUUCAAAGUUCUGGCCAGUAACCAGUCCGAGUCCAAUCCGCAAGGACCACGCAAGUGCAGUCCCUCGGCAAGCUGCGAGAUGGAUUGCGACAUCAACAAUGAGGAUCUGCUGUGCGUCCUGAUUGAUGACGGCGGAUUCCUCGUCAUGUCCAACCAGCAGGACCACUGGUCCCAGGUGGGGAAGUUCUUCAGCGAGGUGGAUCCGAAUCUCAUGUCCGCCCUGUACAACAGUUCCUUCUUCACACGGAAGGAAUCCUACGACUACCAGUCACUGUGCGCCCCCAAAACAGAGAGCAACAAAGGCUCCGCCCCCCGAGGGAUCUUCGUGCCAACGAUUGCCGACAUGCUGAACCUGGCCUGGUUGUCAUCGGCAGCUGCUUGGUCCGUGUUUCAGUCUCUCAUCUACAGCCUGACGUACAGCACUUGGAUGCAGGCAGAUGACAUCAUGGCGGAGGGGAUGGAGCCGCGGGAGGCCAGUUGCAUCAUGAAGCAGACGCAGUAUUACUUCAGCAACAUCAACGCCACGUACUCGGCCGUCAUUGACUGCGGGCCCUGCUCCCGGUACUUUCACGCCCAGCGACUGUCGAACACCAACCUGCUGUUUGUGGUGGCAGAGAAGCUGAUGUGCAGCCAAUGUGACAUCAUGAAGAUGGAUCAAGCGGAGACGCGUUCGGAGGGUCCGGAGCAGUGCGAGCUGGUGGAGAUGCCUCGAUACCGGAAAGGUCCUCAUGUCUGCUUCGACUACAACCAGAUGGAGGACACGUCAGACUGCGGCAGAGGCUCCAUGUUCCGGCCGUCUUGGCUCCUGCUGGUCUUUCUUCAGUCGCUCCUCCUGUGCCUGGCUUCCGGCUCCACGUCGUCCACCGCCGGCAGGGGGCUCUAGACCAGCCCCCGCUUCCUCCCUCCUUCCUGAGGCCGCUUCUCGAUGAGUGGCGUGGUUACCAUGACAACCAGGCGAGCGCCACUCCGGCGCAUUUGGGCCGAGUUACCACGACAACCACCGCUUGUUAUGGAUGAUGAUCUUACUGUGACAACAAGGAGACCUUUUUAGCGUCAUCGGGAAUUUUUCCAAGGCAACCCCGGGGGAGAACCGCAUCACGGCUUUGUAGCAGCACUUAACCCGUCGGCAAGAACUUCCUGCCGUGUCCGUCGUGGGCCACUUCUAGGAUCUCUUGUUCCCUGUCCAUCCGUCUCGUCGGUUUUCCCCGUUUUGCUGUCUCCACAUCUGGUCUCUGAGGUGAUGUCGCCGCGUCAUCCGCGAUGUUCUGACCUUGGCCUCCAUCUUUCUGUACAGCUCCAGUAACACGCUAAAGGUCAACAUCGCGAUGGCAUUCUGUACAUCCAUCACCAAGUCAUCAUGGUUUCAUCAUACCAUCGUCAUACCGAGUGGAAGUUCAUCUCCCCGCGUUGGAUCACGCAUGCGGCCAAAGUCACUGGGAGGAG
This is a messenger RNA of Nanorana parkeri, 2663 nucleotides long. It is a transcript of the gene CACNA2D2, whose product is annotated as calcium voltage-gated channel auxiliary subunit alpha2delta 2. Gene Ontology annotation, cellular component: voltage-gated calcium channel complex. Gene Ontology annotation, molecular function: voltage-gated calcium channel activity. The record is from RefSeq and is a predicted model, not a curated record. Lineage: Eukaryota; Metazoa; Chordata; Amphibia; Anura; Dicroglossidae. The annotation marks the transcript as partial. The transcript has 25 exons.